Messenger RNA from Penicillium angulare, 1092 nucleotides. Its product is annotated as LLM class flavin-dependent oxidoreductase. Lineage: Eukaryota; Fungi; Ascomycota; Eurotiomycetes; Eurotiales; Aspergillaceae. The record is from RefSeq and is a predicted model, not a curated record. The coding region runs from base 1 to 1092 and encodes 363 amino acids. The transcript has a single exon. Gene Ontology annotation, molecular function: oxidoreductase activity, acting on paired donors, with incorporation or reduction of molecular oxygen.
AUGCCGACCGAAUUCAUCAGUCUGACGUUCAACAAUGCUUCCACAGAGCUCAAGCCGAUUCCCGGUGCCGGAAUCGAUCCUGAUUACCUUAAGCGAUAUGCUCGCUCUUUAGAUGAUUACGCAUUUAAUUACACACUUGUGCCAUAUGGCUCUUCAUCUUUUGACCCGUUCACAAUUGGUGCCACUAUUGCGUCGGUAACCAAAAAUUUGAAAGUGAUCAUUGCUCUUCGCCCAAAUACUCUGUAUCCCACAGUUGCAGCCAAGGCCUUGGCAACAUUGGAUCAACUGAGCUCUGGACGAGCUGUUGUUCAUUUUAUCGCUGGUGGAAGCGAUGCAGAGCAAGCUAAAGAGGGUGACUUUCUCGACAAGGACCAACGAUACGCGCGUCUGGAAGAAUACAUUCGCAUUCUCCGUCGUGCGUGGGAGUCUCCCGAUCCAUUCGACUGGGAGGGAAGAUAUUAUCAAUUCAAACAGUUCAGCAAUGAUGUGCGACCAGUUAAUGGGACGAUCCCAGUGUCGGUUGGCGGUUCAUCGGACGAGGCGUAUCGCAUUGGUGGCUCUUUGGCAGAUAUUUUCGGUUUGUGGGGCGAGCCUCUCAAGGAGACCAAGCAGCAAAUCGAUCGUAUUUAUGCCGAAUCAGACAAAGCUGGUCGUUCUGAGAAGGACCGACCACGGAUCUGGGUCACGUUCCGUCCUAUUACCGCGGAAACAGAUGAGCUCGCCUGGGCCAAGGCGCACAAAACACUAGAUGCACUUACAACGCAUCGUGCUAAUGGCCUCGGAAAAGCCCCUGCUAAUGCUCCGGCGCCUCAAAACGUAGGAUCUCAGCGCUUGCUUGACAUUGCAUCUCGUGGUGAGGUCCAAGAUCGUGCUCUUUGGUAUCCUACAGUGACUGCAACGAAUGCUCGUGGUGCUUCGACAGCUUUGGUUGGAUCUCACCAGACUAUUAUUGACUCAAUUUUGGAUUAUGUCGAUCUUGGUGCCGAGCUCAUCUCUAUUCGUGGCUAUGACAAUUUCAACGACGCUGUUGACUACGGACGAUACAUUCUUCCUGGUGUACGUGAAGUACUUGAAUCCCGGGCAGGAAACUGA